Messenger RNA from Suillus paluster, 2871 nucleotides. RefSeq names its product plasma-membrane choline transporter-domain-containing protein. Gene Ontology annotation, biological process: transmembrane transport. Bases 100 to 2526 code for a protein of 808 amino acids. NCBI's taxonomy places the organism in Eukaryota, Fungi, Basidiomycota, Agaricomycetes, Boletales, Suillaceae. Gene Ontology annotation, molecular function: transmembrane transporter activity. The transcript is spliced from 7 exons. The record is from RefSeq and is a predicted model, not a curated record. Gene Ontology annotation, cellular component: plasma membrane.
GUUUUUAUACGACGCAGGCCAAGAGCUGCAACAUAGCUCCCGGAUACGCUAGCUCACCAACUCUGCCUACGACGACCAAGAAGGAGACGUAGUUUGGCGAUGGCAAAGUCAUUCGCUCAGUACGCCUCCCAAUUUUUGACCCAACAGCAUAAUCCAGCAUCGAGUCUGUCUUCUUCGCAGCCUCUAUUCUUUUCAUUCACAACCGACGAAGGGUCUCGUACAGGUGAUGAUCAUGACACAGACGUCGACGACGUUGACGAUCCCCAUCUGCGUGCAAGCAGAAUGUCGAGUCGAGGAAAUUAUAGGAGUCGAGCACAUGAUAUAGAGGAUGAGGACCCAUAUCUCCGCUUGGACGAAGGGGAAAUCCCUCCAGGAGCCUCUCAUCAUGCUUCUCAGUCGAUUCCCUUGAUGGCAUCUGACUAUGGCCAAGCUGAGUCCCAAGACUAUCCAAAGGGCUGGCUUGCCCACCAAGCAUCUCCUCCUCGAAGAGUUCGUUCGCCUUCACCAUCCCUUUCAUCCUCAUCUCUUGGUUCACCCGGCUCUGCAGUCGGGUCACCGAAACUCAUGCCUAAUCGGUCUGCUAGACCUCUGCCUCCUCAUCCUCCACCUCCGCGAGCUCACGAGCCAGUCUCGUUAUCUCUGACCGAGUCGUUGUUACCGAGAGAUGGUACUUCACGCCCCGUCGACGUAUUCUCAUUACCGGACCCGCGGCAUAUCACUCGAAGUCGACGAAAGUUUAAUGACUCGCACUGGACCAUAAUUUGGUGUACGGGAGUUUCUCUAUGCGCCUUCUUUUCCAUUCUACUACUAUUCAUGGGCAAGCAUCGCAAGGACGACCAACGGAGUGUGACGCUCCCAUACACAACUCUGCUACAUACAGUACCCCUGCUUACCAUCUUGACAUUUUUGAGCGCUAUCAUGGCGUAUGCCCACGUUUUCCUUCUCCGCAUAUUUGUUCGUCCAGUCAUGGUCGCAACAUCAGUAUUCAUACCAGCUACACUUUUUAUCUCUGCUAUUUGGGCUUUUGUUGGUAGUUUCAUGUGGGAUGGAAACCAAGAACCAACUUGGGGUGAGACAGUUGGUCUUCGAUUAUUCUCACUUGUACCUCUCGUUCUCUCCGUCAUCACUGCCAGACGCCUAGUGGAUUUACCACGAGAAAUCCAUUCAACUUCAUCCAUCCUUGAUCUUACCACGCGGCUUCUCCUUGCAAAUCCUUUCCUGCUCGCUGUCUCUCCUGCGAUGCUCCUUGCGAUGCUCCUUGCAUCUAUACCAUUCAUUACCCUGAUAUUCCGACUCCUUUUGAUUGGUUAUGUCUCUGACCCCAAUGGGCGACUAGAAGGGCAUGUUCGAGGAUGGGCCAACUGGGCAAUAUUCGGUGCAGUCUGUGUGUGGCUUUGGAGCUGGGCUGUCGCGAAGGGCAUGUUGCGUACGACUUGUGCGGGUGUUGUUGGCGCUUGGUACUUUGCAGACCCCGAUGCUCCAAUCCCACUGCCAGGUGAUACUCGCACCAUUCACGCUGCUCUCAUGCGGGCUGCAUAUCCAUCCCUUGGAUCGAUUGUCCUCAGUGCGCUCAUCCUGACAGGUAUCCGAUUACUAGGGCUCCUUACCCUGGCCUUGCGCUGGCUUCCACUCUAUCUACCGCUUGCACUGCGUCCAUGGUGUCAGCCUCUAAUGAUGGGUUCAGGCAUGGCAGUCGCAUAUUUAGAGAGCGUUACAAUAUCCUUGAGCAAGUAUGCGCUCGUCUAUACUGGAUUGACCGGCGACCCCUUCUUUGUGAGCGCAAGGAGAGCUCGGGCUCUCACUGCUGCCGUUGAGACUGUUAGUGGAGGCCGGUACCGCAAGAAAUUCAAGACUGAACCACCAUUAAGGAUGCUUACCUACGCACCAUUAACGCUGACAUUCCCCUUCGCACUCAUGACGUAUCUUUUUGUCGCUCACACAUUGGAUGCGCCUAACUAUGCAUUGGGGGCCUCGCUACUUGCUGGUGGUGUCACUGCACUUGUGGGCUUGUUUUGCGUGGGACUAGUCAAGGAUGUUGCUGAUACGCUGUAUCUGUGUUACUGCAUUGACAAGGAUGUGGGUGAGAGGCAUAGGGAGGAAGUGUUUGUUGCUUUCGAAUACGAGAUACAACCCCGGGCUGCGGCUCCACCGCAACCACAGGCUCAGCCGCGCUCGCCUCUAUCAGGUCGGCCUGAACAGGCAUCUCCCCCUCGGGUACAGCGCCCAGCAGCCAUGUCUCCACCACGGUCCAACCCACCGCGCGCACCUCAACAAUAUUCUCCGCCCCCUCCGAAACUUGUUCACCGCCCCAUUGAUCCCAUCCAGCUGCUACAGCCAACCAUCCCAGAUGCAGACAUCGAUCCUUUCGAACAUGAACCACUAGGGUUUGAUGCACCUGCAGGGCAAGUUCAAGGGUACGAUCUUUCUCCCAAGCCUCGUCGGGCGUCAUUGGACGAAGAGAGCCUCGAUGAAGACGACGAACACGGUGAAGAGUCGCAGCUCUUCCCAGGGUCUGGGCUUUUCUGAUACGAGUAGAGCAGGCACUUGAACUUGUUUAUAAUCACACUAAUCUGCGAAGUUGGUGACAUCUUAGGAUAGAUUAAUCGUCCUGCAUCAUGCUGUAUAUUUGCACGUCUUGUUUUGUAUUUAAUGUAUAUUCAUCUACAUACUCGUGUCCCUGACCAGAUAUCAAUGUAGGAUGAGGAGAUUGAUCCCCAGGAGCCAUGCGGCACUAGUGCUGACCUCCUUUCAUACACCUCUCAAGAUCUCGUUCACAGGUGUUCACAGCAACAACCCACUUAAAAUGCAAACCUGGAUUACUCAUCUAUGUUUCAAGUUCGGAGCAAUCGGAACGUCAAUCUGGGAGACGCA